AGAAUUUUUUUUCUCAUUACUGGUACGUAUUCGAGACCUCAUCCGUUUGGAAAUUCUUUGAUUUUUUGAUCCGUUUCGUCAGGAAUUUAAUUGAGUCGAUAAAAACCCUUCAGGCAUCGACUUCAAGGUCAAUAUCAUGGAGCUGCCAUCGUCCUCUGCAGAAGUAUUGAAAAUCCCAAAACACAAAUUCCAAUUGAAAAGAGUAAUCGAUGAGCAAUUUUGUGCUGCGUGUUCCAAAUUGAUUGCUCCUAAUACAAGGGCAUUAGUUUGCUACUUUUGUAAUAUCCUUAUUCAUACUAACUGCAGGGAACUUGUCCCUCCUUGCAAGUUGAUGCCGGACGCCGAGUUUCUCAAGGGAAUACCGGGGACGCUUCAGGCUUCGGCGCCUCCAGUACCGCCAUACGUACCGUCUCUGGUCGUCCGUUUAGUAAAAGAAGUCGAAUCACGUGGUAUGAGCACAAAAGGUUUGUACUCAAUGAAAGCUGACGAGAAACCAGCCAUGCAGUUGUUGAAUAAAUUGAUGAAUAACGGUCAAGAUAUAAACUUGAAUAAAAUCAACAUUAACGUGAUUGCCUCGACCCUGAAAUUGUUUCUGCUGACGUUGAGGAAGGGUUUACUCAUAAACAGAAAUCAUUACCAAGAGUUUGAGGCUGCAGUUGAGAAUUAUAAGAAUUAUUACCUGCCGAAUGAGGCACUGAAAGAGGCGGUUUCGAAAUUGCCGCAAGCCAAUCGGGACACUCUCGCUUUUGUCAUGAUCCAUUUGCAAAGAGUCUCCGAAAGCCCGGCAUGCAAAAUGUCCAAAAGGGCUCUUGCUAUUGAAUUUGCAUCAGUCCUGGUCACCAAGGAAGCCAACCUACGGAGUCAAAUCGCAAUCGUUGAAAGCUUGCUCAAAAUGCCACGGUACUAUUGGUUACAACUCAUCAGCUAUGAGCAGCUCGGGUCCAGGUCCACGUCCAGCCCCAUCUCGACCUCCCGCCGCUCUCGGUGGCCAUCUUCGAUCAGGGAGGAAAUCGAAUCCACUGAGGAUGCGAACGACGAGUUCGUUUUCAAGUUUUAUUGAUUCGAUCGCAGGUUUCCGGCCAGAAUAAGCGGAAUUCAUUAUUACAAUACCGCUGCAAUAAUUAUGUGAACCAAUUGGCAAGCAAUUAUUUUGUGUUUUAAUUGAUUGAAGAAAUAAAAAUAUAAAAAACGUU
Molecule: messenger RNA, 1193 nt
Organism: Venturia canescens
Lineage: Eukaryota; Metazoa; Arthropoda; Insecta; Hymenoptera; Ichneumonidae
Product: rac GTPase-activating protein 1-like
Exons: 6
Coding region: 137-1060 (307 amino acids)
Biological process (GO): mitotic spindle midzone assembly; mitotic cytokinesis; Rho protein signal transduction
Cellular component (GO): midbody; nucleus; spindle midzone
Molecular function (GO): GTPase activator activity
Source: RefSeq, a predicted model, not a curated record